Messenger RNA from Dinoponera quadriceps, 4245 nucleotides. RefSeq names its product band 7 protein AGAP004871. The record is from RefSeq and is a predicted model, not a curated record. The transcript is spliced from 10 exons. Bases 184 to 1071 code for a protein of 295 amino acids. Gene Ontology annotation, cellular component: plasma membrane. NCBI's taxonomy places the organism in Eukaryota, Metazoa, Arthropoda, Insecta, Hymenoptera, Formicidae.
CCGGGCCGGACAGAGCCGCGUGCACACUACCACUGCUCGUCGGGGCGGCGCCCGUUGUAUAAAACGUCGCGACACCGCGACGACUACUUCACUCGUCCUGUCGGUACUCCUGCUAACGGUGCACACCAUCAGCGGCGCAAGGUGGCGAGGUUCGAAUCGCGCGUUAAUCCCACCGACAUACCUAUGGCGACCAUCAGCAACGGCAAUGGCUCAACGAUACACAUCAACACUCGGCCCGACGACAUCCGCAAGCGGAUCAUAGGAUCGGACGACAGCGCGGGGAGCGAUUCGACGACAUGCGGCAACAUCCUGGUCGUACUGUCGUGGAUCAUAGUGAUCGUCACGAUGCCGUUCUCCCUGUUCGUCUGUUUCAAGGUCGUGCAGGAAUAUGAGAGGGCUGUCAUUUUUCGGCUGGGUCGUCUUCUGUCCGGCGGCGCCAAGGGUCCCGGUAUCUUCUUCAUCCUGCCGUGUAUCGACAAUUACGCGCGCGUCGACCUGCGAACGCGAACUUACGACGUGCCGCCGCAGGAGGUUCUGACAAAAGACAGCGUCACCGUGUCGGUCGACGCGGUGGUUUAUUACCGCGUGAACAACGCGACCAUCUCGAUCGCGAAUGUGGAGAACGCGCAUCACAGCACGAGACUCCUGGCCCAGACCACCCUGAGGAACACCAUGGGAACGCGACCGCUUCAUGAGAUAUUGAGCGAGCGCGAAACGAUCUCGGGAAACAUGCAGGUCGCCUUGGACGAAGCCACCGAUACUUGGGGAAUCAAGGUAGAGCGGGUCGAGAUCAAGGACGUGCGGUUGCCCGUUCAACUGCAAAGAGCCAUGGCAGCGGAGGCCGAGGCAGCGCGUGAAGCGCGCGCUAAAGUAAUCGCCGCGGAAGGUGAACAGAAGGCCAGCAGGGCUCUGAGGGAGGCGUCGGAGGUGAUUGGCGACUCGCCGGCUGCCUUGCAACUUCGUUACUUGCAGACACUGAACACGAUAUCGGCGGAGAAGAAUUCCACCAUCGUAUUCCCGCUGCCGAUCGACAUGCUGACUUACUUCAUGAAAGCUUUACCAAAAGAAUAAUCGCGCAUUGGGGGAUCGUCGCGGGACUAGAGACGGAACGAUCGUUCCCCCGGGAUCCUGUUUGCGGGGUCGUGGAUAAGGAGUUUCCUUUCGGCAAAUUAUAUCCAUAUAUCUGACACGCUUGUGUAUACAUCUCAACAACAAAGAAAGAAAGAGAAAGAGAGAGAAAGAGUUGCCAAUAUUCGACCAAUCUCAACGAUUUUCCACUCGACAGGCUGUAUACGUGUAUAUUAUAAUCGCGAAGAUAAGAAAUUACGACGUACGUACGUUUUCACGAUUGACUCGGGCGCGGAGGGGAGGAGGGAGGCGCACAGCAUAGACUGAAACGUAUUUUUGGAAAAUCUUACAACGUUAUUUUACAUGCGUUUACAUGCUGUAAAGAGUAUAGCAUAUGUUUAUAUAUGCAUGUGUAGAAUGUGACGCGAACGGCUUUACGAUGAUGUUCGAGAAUGAAUUUGAAUCAUAGUUUCGCGCGUUUGCGAUGGGUGUCCUUCUCGUGAAACUGUCGCCGGCGCGCGGCGAUACUUUCACUCGCGUCGGGUAUACGAUGUAUAUUUGUAUACUUGAUUGAGCAAAGACAAAAGGAAAAAAAAAACGAGAGAGAAUCAAAUAGCGAAAUAAGGGGAACGUACGACGGAGUCGGUGAGGGAAGAUUGAAGAGUCGAUUACCAAGCCGCUUGCAUCAGACCUCGCACUGCCACUAACGCCAGUCUUAUACGGAGGGCGAUCGAUCUCGCGAUAAACUCGGUUUUUAAUGUAAUUUCCACGCGGAUAAUCGGUCACACGAUGAAGAGGAAAAAAGAAAGAAAGUCCGUUUCUUAGCACAGUCAUGGCAAUUUGAUUAACAAUUAAGGGAACAGUCCUUUCCACGGUGUCAAUUUCGGCGAUAUGCACGAUCAAAAGGAAACUGUUAUCGACCAAUAACGGCUUUAGAAAGAAAGAGAAGAAAAAAAGACGAAGAAGAAAUGAAUUUGCGACACUUCGCCUAUUCGCCACGGUACUAAAUUGCACUUUUACGUCGAGCAAAAUGGAAAGCAAUUCAGUCGUUCGUCAAUCCAGGGUAUUUUCCUCAAGCCUUAAGGAUAUUACCGUUAAUUUUAUACGUCACGCGCGCUACGCGUGAAAUGUUCAUACUUGAGCGGCCUGCGACGAUUGCUUGGUCCAACAUCGGCAACUCUUGCUAGCGAUAACUACGCAUCAACUGUUCACUCGAUCACCGGUACAUGCGCUUUAUGACGUCUCUACGACCUAUCUCGCAAAAAGGAAGAUCGUGUUAUAAGUGUAUAAAUGUGUUAUAAGUGUAUAAAUGUAUAGAGGGGAGGGGGGCGGGUGAUCUCUCGGAAAAUUCGCAGUAUUAUUUCCUUCGUAAAGUACGAGACGAUUGAAAGUGAACGAGCAACACCUCCUAUUUGCUAUAAUGAUAUAACCGUACAGGGUGUUGCAUCAACAUACGACUCAUUACGACGUGUUGCCUGCCCAAAAGUGGACGCGUUCAGAUGAUAACUUCGAAUUUGUCGAUAUAGUCACUCAGAUAUCUUUCUAACGAAAUUAUAGCGUUCCAAAUUAUCAUAAUUUCAACGGAUUCGCAUCACGGAUCGGUUAGGAACCCAACAUUGUAUGUAUAAAAUAUUUAAAAGUAUAAACAUGAAGAAGCAUGGGGUUAAACGGAAUAACUUAAAUUGAAAUUAUGAUAAUUUGGAACGCUAUAACUAUGUAACUAUAUAACUUUAUUGGAAAGGUAUUCGAGUGACCAUAUCGACAAAUCCGAAGUUAUCAUCUGGAAGCGCGCACCUUUGGGCAGGCAAGCCGUCUUAAUGAGUCGAAUGUUGAUGCAACACCUUUUACACGAUAACGUUGAAUCAUCGAAAGGUACGCGCGUGUGUGCCGCGUGUCUCGUCAGCGUGUUGAUACUUUCCACGCACGCAAGUUCAUUGUGUGCAUCGAGGGGGAACAAACGAGUUUUCAUAUUAUAUAUGUAUAUUAACGUUAGCUGUUUAAAAGGCAGAUUAUAUUGGAUUAUAUUGAAUGUGAGCGAUAAAAGAGUAUUAUACCAAGAUAUGUGCGCGCGAUCUCUUUGGAAGACUCAUAACGAAAAUUCACUGCAACUGUGAUGGAUCAGGCUUCGUAGAAUGAAACGCGGGCUCGCUUCUCGACAGCGAGAUAUGUUAUAUUCUGAUUCGUAUUUUCGAAUAGAGAACGUUUCGAUCGAUAUAAGAUAAUCACGAGAGAAACAGAGAGAGAGAGAAAGAGAGAGAGAGAGAGAGAGAGAGAGAGAAAGAAAGAGAGAGAAGAUCGUGAUAUAUCACGCGAUGAGAUGACACGGAGAUUAAGCUGUAAUCUGUGGUUUUAACGUUGUUUCCGUCUUCUGACGCGACUACGUGUAUACAUAAAGAGAAAAAAAGAAAACAGUAGCGUCGUUCUGCAUACUCUUACACACAUAGUAUAUAUACACAUGUAUGUAUAUUACCAUAUUACGACCGUUUCAAGUAUAUCACCGGAGUUUCGUCGUCUCCUGAGAACGAGAUGGAGAAAGCUACCUCUGCUUUUGUUAUAUGUAUAAAUGCAUAUGUACACAUUUGUCUAUAGCGUCAACUUGCAUAUGUACACAUUUGUCUAUAGCGUCAACUUAAGUUACGUUAGAUUAAUUUACCACUUUCACCGGAUCGGAAGAGUCCAUCGACUCGGCGCGGACGUUCGUGACACAAAAAGAAACCGAAAAAAAAAAUAAGCGCGAAUAUAAUUAUAUACGUGUGUUCUAAUCGUAAUAUAUAUAUAUAUAUAUUCUACCGCUAUAUAUAUUGUUAUUCUGUACAGUUAAUUGACUAAACGGUUACGGUAGCACGAUAAUAAUAAUAAUAAUAAUCUACGAUGUAAUUUUACCGUCCCUUUAUCGUUCUCGAUAUUUUAUUGACUGUUACACUUCUCGUGUGCAAUAUCGGUUUCGUCUGUAAUUACUAUACACGAUAUAUCUGUCAAAGGUCCGAAGAAGGAUGCGCGUCUCUCCCGGUCCAGCUCGAUUUUUUUUUUUCGUAGUAUCCUGCGACUAUGCGAUUGCUCUUUGAUCUACACGCGAGUGUGUAUGUGCGUAACGCGGUACAUCCGAUGAAACGGAUUCUCAAUCUCUCCUUUUUCGUCUCUAUUUUUUAAUUAUUAUUUUUUUUUCUAUCGGGAAAG